Culex quinquefasciatus (southern house mosquito) is the source of this 2544-nucleotide messenger RNA. RefSeq names its product WD repeat, SAM and U-box domain-containing protein 1. Lineage: Eukaryota; Metazoa; Arthropoda; Insecta; Diptera; Culicidae. Gene Ontology annotation, molecular function: ubiquitin-protein transferase activity; protein binding. The transcript has 8 exons. Gene Ontology annotation, biological process: protein ubiquitination. Bases 791 to 2161 code for a protein of 456 amino acids. The record is from RefSeq and is a predicted model, not a curated record.
AAUCCCUGGAGAGAACGACCGGUCGUUCGUCGUGACCAUUCACAAUUGGAAGUCGCUUCCAACAGGACGCACGACAAGCGGCACUGCGCGGAAAUGUGAUUUAUUUCCCAGUGUGUAUUUUAUUGACUUUUUGAAAGGAAAAGGGCGUGUUACAUCCUACAUGCUUUGUUACGCAACUUUCGGCAAUAAGUUACUGUUCUAAAAUCUAAAAUUAAGUGAUUUGCUAAAGCACUUUAACCGAUAAGUGAUAAUGUUUUAAAAAACAAUAUACAUUCCAUUUUUUUCUGUGGGCUCUCAUUGCUCUCUCUCACACUGAAGUAAACUUUUCCCAACUCAAACUCGCCAGGUGAAAAACGCAAAGCCGAACAAAGUGUGAGGUCAUGUGGAAAGUGGUUGCAGUUCAGCAACUUCCGCUCGAGUGCAAGGACAUCGAGGACGCGCUUCAAGUGUAAAGGACACUCUCUGGAGUGGACUCUCAUUUGUGUUGUUUGUCGGCAGACGACGACGACGACGACGAUGAUGGCUCAGUGAAUAAACUCAUUAGAUAUGACCUGGUUGCACUUCUUAGGGUGGUGGUGAGCGUUUUGUUUUGGUGUUUCUGUUGGUGUUAUCACGAGUUAUUGAUAAGAUUAGAACCUCGAACUGAAAAGAGAGAGAGACACACAAGUUCACUGCCAGCAAACUGUUGCGACGACGUCAACGAGCUUUUUCAAAGUGCGAAUCAGAGCAAUUUGUGCAAUUUAAUCAGUGAAUAUUUAAAAUAGUAAAAGUAGUUAAAUCAGCAUCAACUAUGAGUGGCCCACGACCGAGAAUCCUGCAGAAAUUGACCGCCCACGGCAGUGACGUCACGUCGGUGGACUUUUUCGGAAACUCGCUGCUCGUUACAGGGUCAAGCGACAAAACCGUUCGCGUAUGGCGCUGGACCGCUGGAAGCGGCUUCAACGAGGAGUCCUUCUCGCCGCUGCUGGGUCACAAGUACGGCGUGACGAGCGUCCGGGUGUCACCGAAGGGUGCCGUGCUAGCCUCAGCCUCGGUCGAUGGCACCGUCAUCUUGUGGAACCUGUCCACCGGUGAGGAGACGCACGUCCUCACCCAGGCAGCUGGCGAAGCGAUCCGGGCGUGCAUUUUCAGCCCGAACGGGGGUUCGAUCGUCAGCUCCGACGACAGUGGCUCGAUCUGCGUUUGGGGAUUCGACAAGUCGCUGAAGCGCCAAAUGAAGAUUCAUGACGAGGCAAUUCACACCAUCGCUUUCUCUAGCGACUCGAGCGUACUGCUGACGGCAUGUACUCUUGGCAACAUUCGAUUCUACGCCGUCGAGGAUGACUUUGAUGCUGAAAUUACAAAGCCGGAUUGUUCUAUUGACGCCGCUCACGACAUGGGCGUCCUCUCGGCGGAUUUCUGCAAGAUUGUUCACACCGACCCCUCCGAUCACGUGUCCUUCAUCUACACGGUGGCCACGUGCGGCACGGACCACUUUAUCAAAAUUUGGCGCCUGUUUUACAUCCCGGCCAAUGUGGACCGGUCGCGCAAGUCCCGACUCAUUCCAAACACGCCGCAGGAACACUUUGCCGGCCAAGCGACCAUCUACAGCACCGAGGUGAUGAAUGCCAGCUGCGUCCAGACGAUUGCCGCCCACGGCAGUUCGGUGACAUGCGUUAGGUUCAACAGCACCGGCACGCUGCUGAUAUCGAGCAGCCUCGAUAAGACCAUCAAAAUCUGGAACCAGCAGGGGUCGUGCCUGAAGACACUGUCUGCGCACACGCGGUACGUCAACUGUUUGGCCGUCAACAGCGACUCGACGGUGAUUGCGUCCGGGUCGAAUGACCGGUCCGUGGUUAUCUGGGACCUCACGGAAAACCUCACACUGGACUCUCACAUUACCGGAAUCCGGUCGCUGCUGUUUACGUUGGCCUCCAAGACGGCCGACACUCCGCUCGAGUAUAUCUGCCCGAUUACGCACGAGAUCAUGCGGGAUCCGGUGUACGCCGAAGACGGCUUCACGUACGAGCGUAGCGCAAUCCAGGAGUGGUUUGGCCGCGAAAAGGUCGUCUCGCCGAUGACAAACGCGGAGCUGACCACCGACGAGCUGGUCGAGAACGGGAAGUUGAAGCAAAAAAUCGAGGAAUACAUCAAACUGCUGGACUUGGACGGCUUCGAGUGAAUCGUGAUGGAGGAAGAUUUUUUUUUAAUUUCAUUGUUUGAAAAAUAAUGUUUUUUGUUUUCCUUUUCUAAGUGUAUUUUACAUCACUUUUCUCUUGUGAUAACAAUUUAACACGAAAUUGAUGUGUAUCUAUACAUUGGUAGGAAUAUAUACUUACAAUAUACUGGCACGAAGAUAAUAUAAUACACAAUUACAGCCAUAUCUAACUUUAAGGUGUUAAUCAGCGCCGUUUUGUAGAGAGCGCGGUUUGUUCACUUAUUUGGAUAUACCCAAAACUUUCAUAAAACAAAUAACAACAGUCGUGGUCAAAUGCUGUGGAGCGAAACGAUUAGUAAAAUUAAAAAAAAAACUAAUUAAAAGACUAUUGAGCAGUUCUCUACGAA